Cylicostephanus goldi is the source of this 537-nucleotide messenger RNA. NCBI's taxonomy places the organism in Eukaryota, Metazoa, Nematoda, Chromadorea, Rhabditida, Strongylidae. The record is from the annotation of a GenBank genome assembly.
CGGAAAUCAUUGUCUCCUCCCGAAAGAAUUCACGCGUCGCCGCUAUCUACACAGUACAUUCCAGCCAUGGCAUUAGCGUGCUUCACAGCAUUCAUCGAGAAGUAUCUCAACAAGUUUUUUCUUAAGGACAAUUCAGCGAUUAUCCAAGAGCAACUUGCUGUUUUCAAUCAUCUCCUUGCAUUUGUGGAUGCGAAGCUGUACACUCGCUUAGCUUCUAUGGAUUUUUAUCCAGAACUCUUUGCAAUUCCAUGGUUUCUUACCUGUUUUGCACAUGUUCUACCUAUACACAAGCUGUUUCAUGUUUGGGACCAACUGCUGCAACGGGACUCCUCUUUUCCUCUGUUUAUCGGACUGGCCAUACUCCAUCAACUACGCCAAACUCUCAUUGAAGCUUCUUUUAACGAUGCAAUACUUCUAUUUUCCGAUCUUCCAGAUCUGUCAAUGGAGGUUGUGGUAGCAGAAUCUAUUGCAUAUUAUGAUCGUGUUCCACCCAGUUGUGCAUUUCGAUCACACGCGUAUAUCAACAAUACAGAUUAA